AUGCUGACCUCUUUACGAUGGUGGCCUUUUCUGAGUCUCUGCCUCUCCCUACAGGAGAUUAACGCCUUUGUCCAGGACUUCCUGUCUGUGGUGGAGCGUUUUCCUGCGAGCGUCUCCAGGCUGCAGGCCUGGGCCCAGAGGGAGCUCCCCUCCAGCAUCCCUGACCUCCAACACUUCUGCAGCACCAAUCAGGACCAGUUCCUGAAACUCAGGAGAGAUCUGGGUCUGGAUGAGCUGCUGAAACGCUGUGAGAACGUGGUGGAGAAGCUACGGCACCCUGAAAAGGACCCCUGCUAUCAAGCCAUGGCCGGCACUUGUCUCUUCACCCACACCGUCUUUGAUAUGCUCCAGAAACACAGCAGAAUAGUUGCAGCUGUGGAGAAACUGGAGCUGUUGUGGCAGCAGGCUUUCAGGAAAGCGCACGUGCAGCUGGAGGUUCUUCAGCUGCGCAGAGACGGGCUGCAGAUUACUGAGAAGAUUGAAAGACUUCAACAAAAGCUCCUACUGUACAGAAUAGAGAUUGCCAAGGAUCGUGCACAGGCAGAGGCACUGCUCUCUGACUUUGAGGCAUCCAUUCACACUCCAGCUAUGGGACUUGUCUGUUGGGCUGAAGAUGUGAUCCACACAUUAGCAGAGAUCCUGCCCCUGGAAGCUCAAAUCAGGGAGGCCUGGGCUCUGGAUCUGGAGCGGCUUGUGGAGAAUCUUCAGUGCACGGCCUUGAGGAAACUCCUAAUGUCCCCUGGACCGGUGUCUGCUGAACUGCUUCAGCUGUCUUUGCAGUGGCAGAAUGAGAAGUUCCACAACCAUCCCGUAUACCACGACUCUCAAAGUGCUGAGAAAGAAACGACCAAGGCUGAAACCCACGACCCUUCUCCGCUUAACCACUCAGAAGGUGAAUGGAGACUGGAAGAAGACCUGCCUGCUUCUCCUGGAAAGGUCUCAGCUGAGGGUAAACCCCCUUCCCUGAGCCCACUGGACUCACGAAGCAGCAAGCUGGAGGUGUGUGUAAGAAAAGAUGGAGGGCAGGGUCUAUUAACGGGAAGCGAGAACUCCAUGACGCAUAACUGGAGGCACCAUCAAAUCUGUCAUGUUUCCUGUAAAUCCGAUUGUAAAGGCCCCAAAGAGCAGAGCAGUAUUCAGCCUGUGGAAAAGUCUGCAGACAUCCAGAUCAGUGGACAGGUGGACACUGUGAAGCUUGAGCUCAAGGUGGCUGGGUUUCCUAGGAAUCCCUGGCUGAGCGUGCCUGUAAAUCAUGUGGAAGAAUCUCAUACUGUCAGCAUUGAAGAGAACUCGGUGGCCCAGAAGAGGGACCUGGUCUGUCCUGAUGCCUCAGAACCACAUGCUCCAGUCAGUCCCUCCACAAGUUAUCAAGAUGAGCCUCCACAGAUGGAUGUCAUGAGAAACCUGGAGUCCAGAGAACCACCGAGCAUGGACUGGACACUAAAUUCCCAAAGUGGCUUCCAUGAUCCUGACCUGAGCCCCAUUUGCAAUAUUCUGUCCAGCACAAUUACAGAUGAAAUGGACGAGUCCACCUCUACCUCUGAGGGGCUUCCUACUCUUCUCUGGGAUUCCUAUGAUCUCCAUGACGAGGAGCCGGACGCCAUUGUUGGUGUGAGGCCUCUGGCUGUAAAGGACUGGGAUGUGAAGGAGCAGCAAGGUCUGCAGGAGGUGGAGAACAUCCUGGGCCGGAUCGAUGAAAUACUGGAGGAGGAGGAAAAUGUAUUGGCUCAGCAGACCGCACUGGAUGACUUGCUGAGGUCAGAGGUCAGGGAUCUCUGGCCGCCGUGGGACACUGAGGACCAUUCUGCAGUGAUGUGGUCUAGUGAGUCUGCUGAUGCCGGGGUCCUUGGCUUUGAGGACUGCUUAUCUGCUGGAGAACCUGGACCGGCUGAGGCCUGUGCAGGGGAACUCUUCAUGGACAAUGCAGCAGGAGGCCAGCCUCGCCGCAGACCAGAGCCAAUGACGGAGUUUAGGAACGUCCCCAUCCUCAAUGAGCUGAUGGUGGAGGAGAGCCUGGAGAGCCUGGAGCUCCAGAAGCUGCAGCUCUGCAGAGAAGGCCACAGCCAUGAAGGCUCAGGGAAGCCACUUUUGGACAAGCAGCCGUUUGUGAAGGAGGAGGAGUGCGAGGCACACGGGUUACUGGGGGGGAAAGAGGAACGGAAGGAGGAGAAAUGUGAAAUGUGUGUGGACAGAAACUCUGUUCUUAAAAACUCCAGUUAUGAAGGUGGAGAUGUCUUGGGAUGCUCUAUAGAGGGCAAUGGGCUGUUCCCACAGAGUGGACACCUCAGACCUUUGGCCAUGAACAAUUCCCAGGAUGGAACCUGCACUGAAACCUGUCGGGAUGCUGGUGAAGCCGACAGAACGAGGAGAUCCACUGGGAACCAGCCAUCUGAAGAGGCUAUCCUACACAACCAGCGUGUUUCAUUGGAUCAGUGUGGAGGACUCGCUGAUUCAUGCAAUAAAGCACCAGCACCAGGAAGCCCUGGUUUGAGGAGAGAUGAAGCCUUUGACCCAGAGGGGACACCACCCGGUCCUCCUGAGCCAAGCAAGUCUUCACACCUGGUGAACAGUAUUGGAGUAGAAGUGAACACCCCUCAUUCCCCUGAAGUGUGUGAUCCAGGCCCAUGCUGUGUUGCUCAGGGUGUCCAUGAGCCAGAGGCCCCCCCUGACCACAGCGAGGACUCUGUCAGUCCAGAGGUUGAACCUUGUAAUGACAACAACAACAACAAUAACCACACACUCCCGUCUCAAAACCUGGCCGGCAGCACCUGUAAAGAAGUGAGACUGUCCCACAGUGGGUCAGCAGGAAUGCAGGCCCCGCCCCAUGGAAACGGGAGAGAGGCUGCAGAUUUUAGGACCCCCAUAGUACUAGAUACAGGCUCUGGUUUGAUGAAGGCUGGAUUUGCAGAUCAGGAGCACCCACAUGUUAUCUUUCCAACCAUUAUUGGAAUGCCAAAAUAUGAGGACCACCCUGUUCUACUGACCGAGGCAGCCAUGAACCCCCUGGAGAACCGGCAGCGCAUGGUGGAGCUGAUGUUUGAGGGCUUCCAUGUUCCCCUGGUCUAUGCGGAGGUGGAGGGCCUGGUCCCGGCGGACACGGGUGUGAGGGUCCGGGUCACCAGCCCCAAGGACAGAGACUUCCUGGUGUGGAGAGGGGGGGCAGUGCUGGCCAGCCUGCCCAGCUUCAGCUCUGCCUGGAUCAGCCAGGAGGAGUAUGAGGAGUUCGGCCCUCAGAUCGUCUUCAGGAGGUGCUUCUGA
Menidia menidia (Atlantic silverside) is the source of this 3258-nucleotide messenger RNA. The record is from the annotation of a GenBank genome assembly. Lineage: Eukaryota; Metazoa; Chordata; Actinopteri; Atheriniformes; Atherinopsidae.